Solea solea (common sole) is the source of this 1208-nucleotide messenger RNA. RefSeq names its product calcium homeostasis modulator protein 1 (gene calhm1b). Gene Ontology annotation, molecular function: monoatomic cation channel activity. The coding region runs from base 150 to 1208 and encodes 352 amino acids. The record is from RefSeq and is a predicted model, not a curated record. The transcript has 3 exons. NCBI's taxonomy places the organism in Eukaryota, Metazoa, Chordata, Actinopteri, Pleuronectiformes, Soleidae.
GUUCUAAUGAGCGAUGAGGACGCACUGUGAUGUUUGCGAUUACGGACGUUUCCAUUAUAUGAAAGUUUCCUUUUGUUUUGUUCAUCCAUUCUGACAGAAGCAGUGAGAUUUAAUUCCAUCAGCAGCAAAGACCAGCCUCACUUCCCAAGAUGGAUAAGUUUCGUAUGAUGUUCCAGUUCCUCCAAUCCAACCAGGAGUCUUUCAUGAACGGGAUCUGUGGCAUCAUGGCACUGGCCAGUGCACAAAUGUACUCUGUCUUUGAGUUCAACUGCCCCUGUAUGCCAGAAUACAACUACUCCUAUGGCAUAGGAUUGCUUAUCAUCCCCCCUGUGUGGUUCUUUAUGUUAGGCUUUGUGCUGAACAAUAAUGUGUCAGUGCUUGCCGAGGAAUGGAAGAGACCGACGGGCGACAGGAGGAAGGAUUCUUCAAUCCUCCGCUACAUGUUCUGCUCAGUCACACAGAGAUCCUUGAUAGCACCUGCAGUUUGGGUGUCAGUCACCCUCAUGGACGGGAAGAGUUUCGUCUGUGCCUACAGCAUCAACUUGGACAUAGACACGUUUGGGAAUUACAGUAUUCUUCGGGGCUUGUCCGAGGUGGAGAGGAUGAGAGUCCUGGCAAAGAUUCCCUGCAAAGAACUGUUUGAGCAUCACGAAUUACGAGUUGCAGCAUCGAGAUACAUCAAGUGUAUAUCACAGGCCUGUGGAUGGAUAUUUUUGCUCAUGAUGACCUUCGUGGCCUUCCUGAUCCGAGCCAUUCGACCGUGCUUUACCCAGGCUGCUUUCCUCAAGACCAAGUACUGGUCCCAUUACAUCGACAUUGAGCGCAAGAUGUUCGACGAGACCUGUAAGGAGCACGCCAAGAGCUUUGCCAAGAUUUGCAUCCAGCAGUACUUUGAGGGCAUGAGCGGUGAGAUGCCCGGCUUCCACCGCCAACGCAGCUGCGCCAACGACAGCGACGAUGAGGACGAAGACAAGAAGAAAAGUGACGAGGAGAAGCUCCUGGGCAUCAGGGCACAGGAUGACAUGAAUAAAGUGCUGUGGAAUUGGCACACCUGUAAGCCUGCGCUGGCUCUGAGAAAGGAUCAAACGGAUAUUGAAAACAAUGGCACAGUAAACGGAGAGGCCAAUGGAACGCUCAAUGGGUUUGCAAACGGACACGCUCACGAAGUGAAGAAAAAGGAGUGGGCAGUGUACUACAGUAAGGUGUGA